Messenger RNA from Penicillium hordei, 507 nucleotides. RefSeq lists its product as uncharacterized. NCBI's taxonomy places the organism in Eukaryota, Fungi, Ascomycota, Eurotiomycetes, Eurotiales, Aspergillaceae. The transcript has a single exon. The record is from RefSeq and is a predicted model, not a curated record. The coding region runs from base 1 to 507 and encodes 168 amino acids.
AUGAACACCGCAGAACAAAGAUACAACUAUCUGUCUCGUGAACUCCUACAGUUGGCUACAGGGUUCUUUUUGCCCGUGACCACCCUGCUCAGCUUUUCUCUUCUCGGCCUCAUCUUCAUCCACCGAUAUAUCAAAUAUCGUCGUCUGAGACAAACAAACAUCAUUCCUACAUCUGAUUUCAAACAAGAGCAGGACUUCUGGCUCCAGUCUAUUAUGGAAAAAGGAAAUAUCGUCUCAUCGGCCUCGCGCCCUCCAUCUGCUUGCGAUAUCCUGCAACCUUUAUCGCAUACAAGCUUCUUGCCAAGCAGUGGAGCCCUCGCUGCGCAGGCUAGAGAGCAGCAAAGUGAGAGAUUGGCAUUGGCAGAGAGUAGUCCUACAUCUUCAAAGGCUUCUUCGUCUGGUGCGGCCGAGGAGGUGCAAAAACGCAAUGAAACGAUCCAGCAAAUGUGCGAGGAGGAUGAUGAGGGAGUGCGGACUUGGAAGCGUGUUGUUGUGGAGUACAGCUAG